AUGAGCUCAAUUAAAGGCCCCGCCCCUUCGACUACAACUCUCGACGGUUCUCCAUUGCGCGUCGCUAUUGUACACUCUCGAUGGAACAAGACCGUCAUUGACGCUCUGUUGGCGGGCACACUCGCGAAGCUCAAGGCUCUCGGGGUGAAGGAGAGCAAUAUCGUUAUUCAGUCUGUCCCGGGUAGCUUCGAGCUCCCGCUUGCAUGCUCAAAGGUCGUCUCUGGAUCACAUGUGCAGGCAGGCGCGACGGCAACCGACCUUCUAGGAGGACUGAACUUUGGGGCCUCUAUGAGCUCGCCUCGCCCUUCCUCUCGCACUUCUACGCCUGCCCCGGCGGUCAUCUCGAUGCCCAGCCAACCAUUUGACGCGGUCAUCGCCAUUGGGGUGCUCAUCAAGGGCUCCACAAUGCAUUUCGAGUACAUCUGCGAGAGCGUCACUCAUGCGCUCAUGAGAGUUCAGCUAGACACUGGCGUCCCAGUCAUCUUUGGUGUAUUAACAGCUUUGACUGACGAUCAAGCACUGGAGAGAGCUGGCAUUGGAAGAGGAGAGAAUAAGGGCCACAACCAUGGCGAGGACUGGGCUGCGGCGGCUGUCGAGAUGGCUUCGCAUACGAGACGAUGGGCAGAGGGGAAAUUCUAA
Messenger RNA from Fibroporia radiculosa, 639 nucleotides. RefSeq lists its product as uncharacterized. The record is from RefSeq and is a predicted model, not a curated record. The transcript is spliced from 2 exons. Gene Ontology annotation, biological process: riboflavin biosynthetic process. Lineage: Eukaryota; Fungi; Basidiomycota; Agaricomycetes; Polyporales; Fibroporiaceae. Bases 1 to 639 code for a protein of 212 amino acids. Gene Ontology annotation, cellular component: intracellular anatomical structure; riboflavin synthase complex; mitochondrial intermembrane space. Gene Ontology annotation, molecular function: 6,7-dimethyl-8-ribityllumazine synthase activity.